Messenger RNA from Jatropha curcas, 817 nucleotides. NCBI's taxonomy places the organism in Eukaryota, Viridiplantae, Streptophyta, Magnoliopsida, Malpighiales, Euphorbiaceae. The record is from RefSeq and is a predicted model, not a curated record.
CUCAUUUCUUCCUUUGUUCUAAUAUCUCACUCUGUUUUUUGUCUCUCUUUCUCCUUCUCUCUUUAACAUAUUAUCCGUCGAAGAUCACCUUUGAGCCCUUUCCUCCUUUGGAGUGCUGCCGUUAGAGAAUUCCGUUCUAUCAUCAGCUCGAGUUGCCUGAAAAGCCAGAGCCCUUGUCAGGGGAAGUUGAAGUUUCUGGAUUCCCUGUGUUUUAGUACAGUCAUACGAAAGACUUCUUUCCAGCCAAGAAAGACUUCUUUCCAUGGAGUCUAAGAUGUUGGUCACUCCAGUUCAAUCUAGCAAACGGUUCGCCAACAAAGCUUGCGUGUCUCGCAACUCUUUGAAUUUGUUCCGAUCUGAAAAAAAUCCAAGCCCUUCUUGCUUUAGUUUUGGCAGUCCCAAAUCCUAUGCAAGAAUCAAUGGCCUUUUGGUUCUGAGCCUAUGUGAAGAUAGUUCUUUGAUGGAGAAUCAAAUUGCCCUCAAUGAGGAGCAGUGUGCUUUUGCCAAAACUGAGAUAGGAAAUGAGCUGACAGUUGAAAGGUUUGAGGUUAACGGCAACGCGGAAAAGAUAGAAGAGCUCGAUGUAGAUCUGGACAUUAUUAAUCAUCCUGAGGGUAAAGUGGUUGAUGCUAAGCACUUGGUGAAAAAGCUGAAAAAAAGUUUUUGUGGACAGGUUUCUGGCUUUCUGCCCUUACUCUUUCCUGCGUGUUGCACUUAUUGGUAGUUAAUCUGUUUAUUAUAUGAAAUUAGUGAGGUAGAAAAGGAGUGUGGGAGAAAAAUGAGGGAGAAAAUGAGGGAAAUGACCGAUGGCUGAAAG